Syzygium oleosum is the source of this 1006-nucleotide messenger RNA. Its product is annotated as serine/threonine-protein kinase PBL36-like. The record is from RefSeq and is a predicted model, not a curated record. NCBI's taxonomy places the organism in Eukaryota, Viridiplantae, Streptophyta, Magnoliopsida, Myrtales, Myrtaceae. Gene Ontology annotation, biological process: protein phosphorylation. Bases 1 to 762 code for a protein of 253 amino acids. The transcript has 5 exons. Gene Ontology annotation, molecular function: ATP binding; protein kinase activity.
AUGUCCCUGGGUGAGGCCACAAAGGCACGAGAACACCACAGUUGUACUGUAUUGAGGAUGAAACUUAGAAGAAAGCUUGCAAGUACGCUAAAAGGGAAUACUGAUAUAUGUGUGACGACAAAAAUUUUAUUAGUUAAUAGUUCUUUUGUGGGCUGUGUAGGAGGGACUCUGCCUCUCCCUUGGUCAACCAGGAUGAAAAUAGCGCUGGAUGCUGCAAAGAUUCUUGCUUUUCUUCAUGAGGAAGCAGAACCACAAGUGCUAUAUCGUAAUUUUAAAACUUCCAAGAUCCUGUUAGAUGCCGACUACAAUGUCAAGCUUACUAGUUUCGGAGUUGCAAAAAGUGUUCCCGAGGGAGAUGACACUCACUUCACCAAUGUGAAGGGAACAAUCACCUAUAUUGACCCGGAACACACGACGACUGGGAAGCUUACAGUAAAGAGCGACGUCUAUGGUUUCGGUGCAGUUCUUUUGGAGAUUGUGACCGGAAGAAGAGCCAUUACCGUUAAACAAAACCUUCUUCAAUGGGCUCGGCCACAUCUGGGAGAGGGAACAAGUUUGUACGAAUUGAUGGAUUCAAGGCUUGGAAAUCAAUUCUCAGAAAAAGGUGCCGAGAUUGCUUUGCAGUUGGCCGCUCGCUGCCUUAGCCUAAAUCGAAAAGUUCAUCCCCGAAUGACUGAAGUUGUUGAAGUUUUGAAGACUAUCCCAGAUCUUCCACAUAUGGCAAGUACAUCAAGUAUUCAGAACGAGACAGGGAAGCGCUAGCAGUGGAAUGGCAUCCAAACUCAAACCAUGGUGAAUUAAAGGAAUUCAUGUCUUUCAAUUUCGAAUGGGACCAACGCGUAUCCGUGCCACCACACCAACAAUCUCUGGAAGCCAGUGGUAAACCAUGGCAACGUGUCUAGAAAUAGCCGUCCUUCAACCCCAUUUGUUUCCCUUUCUUCUCUUUCUUUUUUAGUGCAGAAGCUUCGACUUUCAUCUGAACAUUCGCUCAUGAUUACUGAUAUGA